CUUUCACGAGCCGCCGCCAGAGGUCACCCAACGACCAAAGCAGUAGCCGCCCUCCUUGCUGGCAGCCGAGCGGUGGGUCUUGGAGCAUUUGGAACACCAAAUCACAAUCGAAGGCGUCUGAUUCAGAGCUGGCCGGUCUUCAUUAUCGUCCGAGAAUAACAAGCUUUUCAACAUCAUGAAGUGACUUAUUCUCCGAGAUGCAACCUCUCGCUCCUGCCCCCGUGCAUGCUCCUCCUGAAAACUCGCUGUUGCUACUGACUCGUUGCAUCGGAUGCCAGAGUCACAAGAGAGUUGCAUUUUUACACUCAGGUCAGCAAACAACUCCACGUCACAACAGUGCCGUUGGUGCCAUGGGGACCCUGCGUCAGGUCUCGGGGGAGGAGGAGCUCGAGGCUCUCAGGGACAAGAUGACCCAAUACCUUCCUUACUCUGCUGGGAUCCACGGCUUCAUCGAGAUGAUGCUCAAGUGCCAAUUGCAACAGAUACUUGACGUUAAGGUGUACAUCCCCGAUGCCCCUCAGCCUUCGUCCCUCGCUCUAGUCACACCCUCUUGUUCACAACCAAACAUACAGAGUGUGACGAUUUUCUGGAAUACAGAGGAGGAGGAAGACGAAGAUGUUGUAAGAAUGCUGAAGACACUGCCUCACUGGGAGUGGUUUGCUCCUAUUUACUUUAAAUUUUGUCCUACAGCCGUUUACAAUAAGUUACAACAAUUCAGGGCGGAUGGAACGCUUACGACUAGACAUAUGUGGUGUUACAAGAUAAUUCAUGGACAUCUUUUCGCAAUGGAUAGCCCAGAUAUUCCGCAUUUCAUAAUUCCUGAAGGAUUUUCGAUCGACAGUCUCCAACCUGAGGACAUACCGACCAUCGUCUCACAAUGGGAAAGCAGACGGCUUGAGACCCAUGGAGGCCUGGAGUCCCUUGUGGCCAAGCUGCCGUCCGUGGCCAUCCGCAGUUACCAGGCAGACGACAACAAUGAUCAUACCCCAACGGAUGCGACCAGAAGCUCUCUCGUCGCCUGGAGCUUCCUUUAUCACAUCGGUAUACUGGCCAACAUCUUCACCAUGCCCGAGCACCGGCGGAGCGGGUUGGGAAGGGCAGUGGCGCUCACCAUGGUCGAGAAGCUCCGUCAGAAGAACCUGCCGGUGCGCUCGGUCGUGGACGGCUCCAACGGCGUCUCCAUCAGCUAUCACCAAAAACUGGGUUUCAAGAAGCAGUGAGACGUGAAAAUAUUCCUUAUGUUGCCUGUUGGAAAAACGAUGGAGGAUUAUAUGCAUGUAAUACGGUUCAGUAAAUAAUACUUCAAAUAAUCAGUGUGAGAUUCUUCAACAAAUUACAUAUCAAAUAAUACAGUGAAUUGUCACAGCAAUGGAAACCACGAAUCAGGAAAAUGAACGAGGCAUAUAUAUGCUUCCAAAGACUUGAUUUGUUUCCUCCUGCAUUAACCCCUCUGAUUGCAGGAAACUCGAUAGGAAGUUCGUGAAAACAGGAUUCACAAUAACCUCUCAGCUCUUUGAAUUAAUUCAGAAUGUUACAUUCUGUUUUCCUCAAAUUCUGCAACGACAUUGCUUGAUGAUUUGAAAACAAUGUUAUUUACUGCUGCUAUCAAAGAUAACACUUGUAGGUGUAUCUAAAUAGGAAGGAAAAGGAGGAAUAUUGAAAGAAAACUUUAUUUUUGCAAAAAGGCCAUUAGUUCAACUGCAGGUUGAAAAAACAUACUUCUCUGUCAUAAACAGGAUUUAUAUUUGUUUGUGAUAUGUCUAAAAUAUGUGGUAUGUACAACGUAUAAUGGGUAUAUAAUAAAACUGAACAUUUAAUUCCAGAUCAAUUUAACUCACUAUUAUAAAGUCAAGGUAGUCGCCACCAGGAAUUGCUAUUCAAUAACAAUGUUUAACUUCGGAGACAUAUCAGUAUCAAAUAUAAAAAAUAUAAAAUAUAACAAAAUUGUCUUAAAUAUAAAAAAGGUGCACUGGUUAAAUCACUGCAUAAUUACAUUGUGUUAUUGACAAACAUUCUGGAUAACCAGAGAACUACAA
Molecule: messenger RNA, 2036 nt
Organism: Penaeus monodon (black tiger shrimp)
Lineage: Eukaryota; Metazoa; Arthropoda; Malacostraca; Decapoda; Penaeidae
Exons: 8
Coding region: 198-1220 (340 amino acids)
Molecular function (GO): acyltransferase activity, transferring groups other than amino-acyl groups
Source: RefSeq, a predicted model, not a curated record